UAAAGUGAUGAUGCUGGGAACAGGUGCAAGGACAAUGAUAAGGUGGAGUAACAUCGUGUAAUCAGUGCAGUGAUGUUGAAGAACUAGCAUAAUUUGACCUUCUCAAAGAGAGGCAAAUCAGGAAGAGCAAUCGGAGAGCGAAUGAAAAAAGAUACGGAUCUGGCCAACGGGGUUGCCAUUUGGUAACCCGUGGACAUUUGACAGGUUGCCAUAACACGUCGGAUCCACAAGUCGAUAAGCGUUACGUACCCCGACGCGUUGUUUGCUACUGGUUCUUUGUGUUUUUAGGCCUGUUUAAAGUAGGAUAUUUUAGUAGCAAGAGGCCUAAAAAAGGCACAACCAGCACAAGAUAUUGCUGCAGCGUAGCCGUUAACAAACAAGAAAAGCUUUCGGUGUCCAGUUUGCCUCCCCAAUUUCUUUUUCAAUUACUAUAUGAGAUAGGCACAUAAAACAAGAAUAAUACGUGAAACAAAUGGGUAUGUAGUUGUUAAUUAUUAUCAUUACUAUAAGUAAUAUGAUGACUAAGCACGGGCAAUCUUAUAUUUCUCCCUAGCUCAUGUCCCGCUAAGUCGAUUUGCUCAAUUUCGAUAAAAAUAAUAACAGUAUAAUGAUAGUCACUUGUAAAUGGAAACUAUCCACAAGAAGAAAAAGAUUCGAAAUAUCACAACAGGAAUAGAGUCGCAGAUGGAGGUCGGGCGCACCCCGUGUACAAGGACUGCCAUUAAUUGACUUCAAGUAAACACAAAUACUUGAAUAACGAGAAAGGUAUGGUAAAAGUUAGAAGCACUAAUUCAUGUUUCGGCAUUUUCUUUCGGCGUAUCCAUCUGUUACAAAUCGAUUUUCGACGCAGUGUAUGGAAGUGUGUGUAUAACGGGUGUCCUCAAUCGACAGGACCAUGGUAGAGCAUCAGAAAAUUCGAUCGAACUUACUGUCAUUGACCAUAAUGAAGUGGGAGCAUUACGAUGCUAAAGAACAACACAUUUUCUAUGCGAAGAAGGAUAAACGGCAGAUUCUGGCGUAUGUAGUUAACGCAACGUUUGAUGGAGACUCGUUGCCGCAUCAUGCGUGCCAUAUAUGUAGUUGAGACAAGCGUUUCGUGAUAUAGAAAUAAAGGAAUCUGAGGAGAUUUCCAAUGAUCAAAAGCUCUGAGGGUCGCUUCAGUAUGAUUCGUAUAAACGUUCUGAGCACGAGCGAUAACGACUUGCCCCCGUAGGGCACGUACAGCGUAUGCUAGAAGAUCCUAAUUCUUGAUGGACUAUGGUCACUAUUAUAACAAUUUUACUAUUACAAUCUCUGUCAUUUCCACCAAACGUAUUCCUCAAACAAGAUACAAUGGUAUCAGAUAGACGUUUUCUUGUGCCGAAACACUGUAGAUUUGUUUUGCACCAGUAUAUCUAGCUGAUGAACUUAUGCGGACAAUCAAGAGCUAUUCGCUUCGGCAGAAACCGCGGCAACGAUAUUUUUAUCGAUUGAACAGAUUGGAAGAGGCUGAAGAGGAUGGAAGUGCGAAUGCGUGUGUGGCUGAGGGAAAUGUCGAGAAACUUCAAGUUAGAAAAGUGUGUGGCCAAUAGCUCAUUGUGGAUAUUUGCGAGGUGCUUUGCUAUUAGUUAGGUGUGGGUCUGGGUGUGUAUACCAUCGUUAGUGUGCAAUGCGAAAUGGGCUUUCUUAAACUAAACUGAGGUCUAAUUAUUGACCCACAAGUCAAUCGUAGUUAGUUGUGGUGUUUGAUUUGUGUUUUUAGUUUCUGCAUAUAUUAUUUGGUUAAAUGAGACAAUGUAUUAUCGUUACCAAUUAGUCUUGUUACAUGCAAGGCCUAUUACAGUAUUUGAGGCAUUCCUAUUUCUGUGGUUAUAAUGAUAUGAGAUAUUAACAGUAUUUCGUUUAGGUUGACGGUCAUUAACGUUUUGGUUUUUUUUUUUUUUGUAUAUUAUUUUUACAUAGUAGGCGGCUAAACAUCUGAGGGGCGUUGGGACUUAACGACAGUUGUCCUAAAGAAUACGGCUGUACGUCAUGGUCCGCGUAACAAAUGAUGACGAUGAUGAUAAAACGAUAGCAUCAACCGGCUUUUCCAGUACUUCAAGCAGCUGUUCGGCAUUGCUCUGUUUCUGGAGUUUCGCUACUUGAAGUGCUGUCUUCUAACUGGAAUAAUGUAUUCUUCUAGAUAGAGAAUAUUUAUAUGUGUGAAAAGAGAAACACUGUUUAUGUGUAAUAAACAGUAGAUAAAAGUGCUAACUGAUCAUUGAUUCAUACCACUGUAGUUAUUGGAGUCUGUCAUUACCUUUCUUACGGCGCUUUUCUGCUGUUAGUCGGUAUCGACGAAAGUAAUGGCAGCUACACAAAAUCACGACGGACCCAGAAUAUGGCACAAUGAGAUGGUCCUGUACAGAUCAUUAAUUCAACAGCUGGGUUACAUACUAGAUAGAGGACGACGAACGGAUGUUAGGUUUUGUUUGUCUGUCCGUCAUUGACAAGAAAAAGAAUUCAAAAUUGUCGUCAGGAUGUCAAAACAAAUUGGAGGAUAAACAUACAAAGAGCAACCAAUGCUAGCCCGUUUUAGAGUAGUUACGGCGAGUGUACAUGCGCAUAGAACAGAUUGUAUAUGGUCGUCGUUCAUAACAUAGCUAUGAAAGUAUUUCAAUUGUAUGUUGGCAUUACGGUGUUUCAAAGGUGACCAAUGAACAAUUUGGUGGUUGAUAGUAUACAUGAUCGAUCGCUGCUCCAAAAGGUGAUACGGAUCAUACUAAAGAAUGCCGAAAGACGAAUAUACAGAAAGAUACCAUAAUAAAUAUUUUUCUUUGCGGAAAAAAUAAUUGAUCGGCAAUUUUCUAUCAUCAUAUGCCCUAGCUGCUAGAGGGGUAGGUUUUUCGUUAUGGGGGCAUUGAAGGGUGUCAAGUUGCCACAUGCCGUUCUGAAUCCUUUGCACUGUUAUCGUUACGUGGGUGCCAGUCUUGGAUGCACGUUCGACUUCUCUAUAUUGGUUUAGAUAAGAUGUCUGACCAUUGUUACGUCGUGUCUGCCAGUAAGAAAUUGUGGUGAAAAUGAUGCAUUUUCCUGUGUUGUGAAUGUUUUCCGUUGCAGUAACUGUGUCGUGCUGUUUCCAACGCUUUGCUGCAACGUACGCUUAGGCUCUUCUAUGAUAAGGCACAAGCAGUCGAUGGAGCGGCAACGCUGAACUGGCCAAGAGAGAUACCAGCUGUCCUAGUUAUACUUUGCCUUAUGCCAUCCACCUAACUCCUGCUUGCGUAAUAGCAGCCCUUCAUGAAGAGCCCAACCUUUUCCUAUUAUCAGUGUCCCAUGCUUGCAUAACCGAUCAUCCCUAAUACGAUUCGACUGUUAGCGUAUUUUUUCGUGUGCGCAUGCAGCCUUCAUCCAAUAGGUAGGAUUAACCGAAAUUGAGCGAAGUUAAUCGCCUGCGUUAAGUUUGUUUGCAAAUCUCGUUCUGCCUUUCGCCGUAUGUGCAUCCGUGUGUGUGUUCUCUUUGUAUGUUGUGCCGCGUUGUCACUUUCAGGUAUGGACUCAACAGGCCAAGCUGAAUACCCCUGCAGGUACGCCGCCGACACUUUCGAUGCUACAUUGCAGUACCAUAAAGCUGCUAAUUCGAGAAGCGUAGACGUUGGCGGUGCAGCCGAAGGGGAUAGUGCAUGUCCUGGCACACUUACCGGGACUUCAUCGAUCACCGGUGAUUUCGAGAUGCUCAAACUAGGCUUAUGGCAGCACCUGCAGCGGUCUACUCUUUGGAGUCUUUCACAAAAGUUUUCAGCGGAACUGGCUGCACUUGCAACUGCAACGUCAUCAUCAGCAUCGUCGUCGUCGUCGUCAUCCGCAAAUCCGCUGUCGAAAACGUUUCCUUCGUCCUUGUCAGAGUUUCUAGCAGCAGGAUCUGCCGCUAGUGGCUUCACCUCAAUUACUCCGUUGUUGUCGGAUGUGACUUUGCCAUUUUCAGCGCCUACCGUUGGAUGUGAGUCCGGUCCGUUUGAUCUGGCAACAUCAAACUCAUUUGGCAUAACGAGUCCGCAGUUUGAGCCCGCCGCCUUUCUUGGCAAUUCUGGAGUCUUAUCAUCGACUCCGAGUUCGAAUAGCGGCACUCUCGUACAGCGCGAUCUGGAUUCAGUAGGAGCUACCGAUUUGAGCACGGGCGGUAGCAACAGCAAUAGUCAGUCCAGUGUCCGCUCAUCCUUUGUGUCAGCAUCAACAAACAAAUCCGCUGCAAAUGCCCCCGAUAGAACCCGUCCCUCUACGGUGGACGGCACCACCUCUGCGGCGGCAGGUGUUGGAACCGGGUCGUCGACUGCCUCGAGCACACCUGGCGGUGGAAACGUUUCAAUGAGUCUCACGUGCUACAAUUGCGGCCUCGGACCGACGACGCGCAAGAAUUUAGCGCGUCACAUUCGCUCGUGCCUCGGUUAUCGGCCGUACCACUGUCCGCUUUGUCCUUACGCCGCAUCACGGCGAGAUAACCUUCGGCGACACCUCGCAAUCCACAAGGAUAUGCCGCUUCUCGAAACGGCGGCUGCGCUUGCCGGAAACGCUAUGCGUGGCACCAGCGAAGAGACCAACCCACAAUAGCAUCAGCAAUAGGACGAAGUCUGCCGCGCACGCUGUCGCUACCUCGACAAGAGCAGUGUAGGGUACUGAUAUAUUGCCCGUUACCCAGCGCGAAUACGAAUAAAAGUAGCAACGUGAGACAGUCUGAUAACGAUCAUAGGCGAUACCUAAGCUCUGGCUGUAAUGAACGAGGACGCACACGAUGACAGAUGUGAGAAACAAAGUGAUGUCUUUAUACUGCGAAAUGAUUGAUGGCAGGAAUACACAACUUCCAGGAGCAGUUUUCGAUACUAUAAGACCGGCCGAUGGCUGUAUGUCUGGCUACGAGAAUGAUACCAAUACAUAUAGAGGAAAAAGUCUGUGUUAAAAGGGAUUUAUUAGAAACGGGAUUCCUUUUGAUCUCUUACGGCGUUUCCGACCGCUCACUAGUCAGCAACAAAGUUAAAAGUGAUAUUUACCCACUGAAGCUCAACCCCGUGAAACUGAAAUGAAUAAAUGUAUUUAUAAUGUAAUUGAUGUCGAAAAAAAGCGCGUAUAUCGUGUUUUUAUUUAUAAGAGGUAGAUAAAUUUUAGCAGAGACAAAUCCUGUUCCGGAUUACAGGAUCGUUCAUGUAGUCUGGCAAUGUUUUGAAUUCGAUUAUACAUUUACGGUUAGACCGUGAACGAACAGCUUCUGACAGGUAUCUUCUUUGUUUCAGACACGUCCGCUAAUCACAGAUCAUCCUUGUUCCUGUUAACGCCGAUCGUCGAUUUACUUUGUAUCACUCAGUUAUCUGUUCACCUGAUUUGUUCCCACUUUUCGUCCCGCUGCCUCCGUACGCAUGAAUCGUCACCCCAUAAUUAGUACUAUUGCCUAUAAACUAAUCAACAAUCGAAUAUGAAUCCCGCUUUGCCUGACCAACAUCUGCUUCAGUACACCUGUACAACGUAUUCCCACCGAUAUACUGCAAAGGCUGCAAAGAUCUGCUUAGAUGUUGAUGUCCGCAGUUACUGAAGGUCGUCUGCUACACAUAGAAUAACUAUUACUGUGAUUUACCGUUUCUAUGUGUUUGGCGCUCCCAUUGAAAGUGUUUAAUAUGCUUCUCCUAUGUUUACAGGCUACUUGUUCUUUUGCCAACUACGCUUUAAUAUAUUUGAUGGAUAAUAAAACUAUUUUGUUGAUUUUGGUGUUUGUUUGUUGCUGUUAUUGUUUUAAUGUAUUACUAUGUACUGCAUGUGUGCUUGUUUUUUUUUACCUUAAAUAUCUUUUCCUUCUCUUAACUUGCUCUAUUCGCAUUUUUUAGUUCAAAGUAUUUAGUAAUGUCUAUGAUAUAAUCGUAUAACAGAUUUUUGUUGGCCUUUUAUUGUCAAAACCAAACUACAUCCAGAAUUGGUCCUGAAGUGUCUCAUGAAUGUCUGAUUCUGUGUGGGCCUAUUGUUUUCGAUGCACUUGCAUUUUACCGCACAUAUCGAAAUUUGCGAGGCACUUGAUCCCACAAACGGAAUUAAACAUUCUGGUUUUGUCCUUCUAUUUAUAAUUUCAACGGCAUGAUUUAUUUCUUAGCUCAGUCACUAUUUGCUGCUACCGCUCACCGCUAUAACGAUAACACCGCCACCCUUCCCUCCUGCCCCACACACCUCCGAUUGUACUAUAUGGCUCUAGCAUGCCUAUGUAUGCGGCAUGGUCCUUCCGCUUUUUGCAUUCCCACCUCAGCACUCUCAAGCACGAAAGCGCACUAACCGAAGAUAUUAUCCGCUUUGUUUUCAUGAACCUGUGGUCACCCUGUUGCACUGUUACUUCGAUAAUCUCUUCGGAUGUUAUCGUUGUCACUAAUCGUUAUCGGGUGGGCCGUUCUUCCUCCCUCGGUGUACGCUGUCCCCGUGAUGAUAUCGUGAAUUUUGUGUGCGAAUCUCACUUCAGC
This is a messenger RNA of Varroa destructor (honeybee mite), 6446 nucleotides long. RefSeq lists its product as uncharacterized. The record is from RefSeq and is a predicted model, not a curated record. Lineage: Eukaryota; Metazoa; Arthropoda; Arachnida; Mesostigmata; Varroidae. Gene Ontology annotation, biological process: regulation of transcription by RNA polymerase II. Gene Ontology annotation, molecular function: DNA-binding transcription factor activity, RNA polymerase II-specific; RNA polymerase II cis-regulatory region sequence-specific DNA binding.